AUGUCAUACUACAACAACGCGGGGCCAGGCCGUGCCAAGUUACCGCAAAUAUCUCAGCAGGGGUACCAGUUGCCAACCACCCAGGUGGGUCAACAACCAAAUCCCCAAACUGGUCAACAUUUGAGUUCUCAGGCGGGUCAACACCUGAAUCCCCAAGCUGGUCAGCAUUCGAAUUCUCAGGCGGGUCAACACCCGAAUCAACUGAACCCUCAUCAACCUCCCGUCCAAAGUCCUACGGCCGCGUUCCAGUACCAGUUUGCGGAAGUAGAGAAGGCCGUCACAAACCUCUCCAAGAGCCAGUACACCAACAGCUAUGGGCCGAACUUGCAUUUGAAUCGGUACAGUAACAACAACAAUAAUAACAACAGCCACAACCGCCGUAGCCAGAAUUUUAACAACGGCAGCAGCUUUAACGACCUGAGAUUCGGGUCGCAGCAGUUCACACCUCCACCAAUCUCGACCAACUCGCAGAUCAACCACCAGCAGAUCGAGCAGUUGAAGAAGUACAACCAUGAUUUGUUGUCCCGCUACAACCAGGAUUCAAAUACUCGGUUUGAGGGUAACCGCUACCCGCAAGAGCAGGGCCGCUACUCGGAACCACCGAGUAGCCGUUAUUCGGAACUGGUAAACAACCGUUUCUCACAAGAUCCGGCGAUGAAUCGCUACUCAGAGCCAGCCCGCUCGGAUCAAACUCGCUACUCUCAGCCAAUUCAGCAACCGGCUGCCUUCUCUGGUGCUUACCAACAGCCAGCUUUGUUGGGUACGCAAACCAACGGGUCCUUGGCCCAGCCUCAGGCAUUUGACCCGUUCAAGUAUGGGGCCCAAGGAUAUCCUCAGGUUACUCCUCCGGUUGGCCAGACCCCCGGGUAUACCCAGACCUAUCCAGGUACGCCUCCAGUGAGACCCCAAGUUUCCGGUGACUACUCAAGACCUAACUCCUCCUCGUCCUCCACUGCCUCCACUAACAUCAACACGUUGCCCUCCUCGCUCGUCAUGGGCGCUGACGACGAUGAGGAAGACGAUAAUAAGUUACUUUCCUCCAUCCACAGUACCGGUGGCUUCGAUAUGACCGGUACGUCUCCUUGGGGCAAGGUCUGGGGCGACUCACAACAAGGCUCGUCUGUGACUGAGAACCACAACGGCCUUAUUCUCGGGAGUAGCCGGAGUAAGCCCUCGUCCACCGCUGCAUCUGUUUGGGCUUAG
Babjeviella inositovora NRRL Y-12698 is the source of this 1203-nucleotide messenger RNA. RefSeq lists its product as uncharacterized. The transcript has a single exon. The coding region runs from base 1 to 1203 and encodes 400 amino acids. Lineage: Eukaryota; Fungi; Ascomycota; Pichiomycetes; Serinales. The record is from RefSeq and is a predicted model, not a curated record.